This is a messenger RNA of Arabis nemorensis, 618 nucleotides long. The record is from the annotation of a GenBank genome assembly. NCBI's taxonomy places the organism in Eukaryota, Viridiplantae, Streptophyta, Magnoliopsida, Brassicales, Brassicaceae.
AUGGAGAAGAGUAAUGAUAAUGAUCAUAAGGCUAGCCACGGUGGCUCCGGUGGUGGUACGACGGAGAAGUGGGAGGAGAGUAGCCCCGGAAUCCGAACCGCCGAGACAAUGCUCCGGUUAGCUCCGGUGGGGCUUUGUGUUGCGGCACUUGUUGUCAUGCUUAAAGACUCCGAGACUAAUGAGUUCGGUUCAAUUUCUUACAACAAUCUCACAGCUUUCAGGUACUUGGUGCACGCAAAUGGAAUAUGUGCAGGCUACUCUCUUCUCUCAGCAGCCAUUUCAGCAAUGCCUCGUUCUUCUUCCACAAUGCCUCGUGUUUGGACCUUCUUCUGUCUCGACCAGAUUCUGACCUAUGUGGUUCUUGCUGCUGGAGCUGUAUCAGCUGAAGUUCUUUACUUAGCCUAUAAAGGAGACGAUGCCAUAACUUGGAGCGAUGCUUGCAGUUCCUAUGGCAGUUUUUGCCAUAGAGCUACUGCUUCUGUUAUAAUCACAUUCUCUGUGGUUUGUUUCUAUGUCGUGCUCUCUAUCCUCUCCUCUUAUAAGCUCUUCACUAGGUUUGAUCCUCCGGCCAUUGUUGAUUCCAACAAGAACCUCGAAGUUGCUGGCUUUGGAAGUUGA